AUGAACGGCGUCCAGGACAAGACAUCUGCUACUCAGUGGACUGCCGUGGCAUUUGUCAUCAUCUUUGUGUUUAUCUUUGGCUUUGGUUGGAUCGCCAUCCCAUGGUUGUAUGGUCCAGAGAUUGCUCCCCUAAAAUACAGGCAUCUCGGGGGUGCAUUUGGCAGUCAAGGCGAAUGGUCGAUGACCUUCAUAACUGUCUUCGCUGGCGGUAUUGCAAUACAGCGUACGAAUUGGGCAAUCUGGUUCUGGCAGCUCGGAAGCUGCAUCAUCGCCAUCCUCUUCGUGUACUUCUGCUGCCCUGAGACGGGCGGCAAGACUCUAGAGGAGGUGGACGUGGUGUUCAUGGACAAAGACGACGCUGCUGAUAACCAUCUCCAUCAGGCAGCCGUGAGGGAUGCAGAGGCGGCGAGCGAAAAGCACAGCUCGAUCUCCGAGCAACGUGAGAAGACGUGA
Saxophila tyrrhenica is the source of this 453-nucleotide messenger RNA. RefSeq lists its product as uncharacterized. NCBI's taxonomy places the organism in Eukaryota, Fungi, Ascomycota, Dothideomycetes, Mycosphaerellales, Extremaceae. The transcript is spliced from 6 exons. The record is from RefSeq and is a predicted model, not a curated record. Bases 1 to 453 code for a protein of 150 amino acids. Gene Ontology annotation, molecular function: carbohydrate:proton symporter activity. Gene Ontology annotation, cellular component: membrane. Gene Ontology annotation, biological process: transmembrane transport; carbohydrate transport.